AUGUAAAGGCUUGUUUUUGAAUUUCAGAAAACAUGUGAUAACAAUCUCUCGUUUGAUGCUUUUAGACAUAAAAUUGAGAAUCAGCUGAGAACUAAUGAGAGACAAAAGAUCUAACUUGAUAGUUUGUUGGGAUUAGAAAAUACAAAAAGAAUUUAGGAGAAGAAAAAGCGUGAAGAAUUGAAAUAAAAAAAGGAGGAAAUGGAAAGAAAAAAGAAAGAAGAUGAGGAAAGAUAAAAGAGAAAAGAAGAGAAAGCAAAAAAGAAAAAAGAAGAAGAGCAAAAAAAGAAAGAAGAAGAGAAUCGAGCUGCUAAUCCAGCUGCAGCAGGAGCUACUUCUUCUACUUUAACUUCCACAAACACUAAUACAACCUAACCAACAGGUGCAACAACAAAUAUUGCUGCAGCUCCUGUAGAUACUAGCAUUUAAAAUAAAACUUCAUCUAAUCUUGAUAGCACUUAGCCUAAAGCAAAUGAAAAUAACAAAAAUAAAGAAGAAAAAGCGAAUAAUGAAAAUAAAGAUAAUUUAAAUAAGUCAACUAAAGAUGAAAAAAGCAUAAACCAAAGUUUAAUUAGCAAUGCCAGUAAUACUUAAGAAAAUAAAGAAAAGAGUGAGAUAGAAAAUGAUGAAAAAUUAGAUUUUUCUUAAGGUGAUAUGAGUGUCUUAACAGCAUUGGAAGAGGAGGAGAAGAAAAAGAAAAAAGAAGCAGAAGAAAAGAAGAAAAAGGUGAAGGAAGAGGAAAAGAAAGAUGAAGAAAAUAAAGAUGCAUCAGAUAAAGAUAAAGAAAAAGAGAAAAAAAAAGAAGAAGUCAAUAUUGGAGAAGCUAUAAUGAAGAACGAGCAUUAUGAAGUUUUCAAAAAAUUUAAUAAGAUGAUUGGAGACGAUAGAAUAACAGUUCCUGAUACAUUUUUACCAGAUGUUUAGAUGAAGAUGUUAAGAUAAAAAGCAAUGAAUGAGGUAAUUGAUCUAGAUCCUAACGACAUACAAUAUCUUUUUAAUGAAUUGUAAAGUGUACGCUAAACGUUUGAUCUUUUUAAAAAGUUGGUGGAAACAAUCAAGAGAUUAGAUGAAAAAGUAGAAUUAAUGGAAAAAAAUGAAGAAAACUGUUUAAUUAUAAGUGAAGACGAUAUUUUAUUGUACAUCAAAGAUUAUCUAGAAGCUAAUGAAAUGGCAGGUAUUUUUUUGAAAAACGAUAUUGUGAGACAAACUCCAUUUUUUGAGGAUUUCUUUGAAAAAAUAUUAAAAUACUUGGAAACUCUCUCAAAAAUGUUGAAGAAACGUUUCUUUGCUUUCGCCAAGAUAGAGCAAAACUCAUUAACAAUAAAUUACGGAUAUUUGAAAAAUACCAUGAAAAAAUUCUCAACACCAACCUUAAAUUUAACAUAAAUCCUAAAAGAAAUUUACACAGAUUUGAACUCGUAGAUUUUAAAAUACAUGUUAAAUUAAAUAGUUUUCAUAUUUGAAACUUCUGAAGAAGAAGGUUCUAUAAAGAAAUUUAAUCGCUUAGAUGACUCAGAAGACUCAUUCAAAAUUACUCUCGAUUCCACACCUGAACACAUAAAAGACUAUAUGGAUAUUUUGCAAAAUAAUGCAGAAAAAUACUUCUAGGUCUUAAUUUAAAUAUCAAAAAUAAUCACUACAACCCCUAUAGAAACGAAAAUUGAAGAAUUGCAAGAUUAUUUAGAAAAUAAAAUGGAAGCAUUGAUGAAAGAAACUCCAGAUCAUUUUUAAAAACCUGAGGUUUUAGAAAUAUUAAAAAAUUUUGACAAUUAAAUGAAUUCUCUUCACGAAUCAUUCGUUUUUGAUAUGAAAGGUAUGGCAGAAAAUAUAGAAACAACUAAGCUAGAAGAAAGUCUAAAGAAGAGACUGCUUUCACUUAAAAAUCAAAUGUAUACAUAAAUGAAGUCCCUCAAAGAUUGCUCUGACAAAGAAGAUUACAAUUUCUUCUAAGAAAUAAUUCUCGACCACUUUAUGAAUAUUAAUAAAGAAACAUAAAAAGUAAUUGAAAAGAAAAAAGGCAAUUAAAAUAAAAGAAAUUGUCUAGAAGUCAUCGUGAUGAAUUAUUAGCUCUUAUCAAGUUUAAUAGAGCUGUUUGAAAACGAUUUGGACGACAAAAGCAAAUCAUAAAUUCAUUAUAAUUGUUUAUAUUAAAUUAUUAAAUCUGUCAAAGAAUACUUUUAAUCUUUCAUUGAUUUAGAUGCUGUCUAACAAGACGAAAUUAUUUUGCAAAAAGCUCUUCACACCUUUACCGACAUCUAAUUUCUAGAAUGCUAAAUAUUUGACCAGCUUAAAUCUUGA
Messenger RNA from Tetrahymena thermophila SB210, 2295 nucleotides. RefSeq lists its product as hypothetical. The transcript has a single exon. Gene Ontology annotation, biological process: muscle contraction. NCBI's taxonomy places the organism in Eukaryota, Ciliophora, Oligohymenophorea, Hymenostomatida, Tetrahymenidae. The record is from RefSeq and is a predicted model, not a curated record. Gene Ontology annotation, cellular component: troponin complex.